Messenger RNA from Penicillium malachiteum, 1329 nucleotides. RefSeq lists its product as uncharacterized. The transcript is spliced from 3 exons. The record is from RefSeq and is a predicted model, not a curated record. NCBI's taxonomy places the organism in Eukaryota, Fungi, Ascomycota, Eurotiomycetes, Eurotiales, Aspergillaceae. Bases 1 to 1329 code for a protein of 442 amino acids.
AUGCCCUGGACACCAACCACCUCAGGCUUCACCCGACCUCUUGGCCCUAAUGAAGUUUUCAUAAAGCUGGUCAGUGACCCUGGCCACGCACUUGGCCGUGAGCACUGGGCGCCCCCGCGGUAUAUUUACGGCCUUGUCGGAUUCGCCAGAUCUGCUACCAACUUUGAUGCGCUACAGCUGGUUACAUCUUCGUUUCCAGCACCCCAGUCUAGCUGCGCACGUGGAAUCCCCAACGUUAUCUAUAAAGUUCCUGGCUCGACCGAUGCUCUUAAUGAAUGGGCCUCGCAGACCUUCGUAGUCAAGGCUGAUGCCCCGUCUGCCGACGAUGUGAUUUCCACCAUUGCACCCGCUGCUGAUGCCCAGCUGUACUAUAUCCCCCAGUCAAGCGAGCUGCUUCUGCAUACUGCACACUGGCGUAUGGAUGGAGUCAGUGGCAUGCUCCUUCUCGGCCAGCUAGUGGAUCUGAUGACCUCGCACGCCGACACCCUUCUCUCGGGAAAGCUGCCAGACCCAUUCGAGGCGUUUGACUGGGGAUCGGAGUCUGUACGGCUGUCACCGUCAGUCGAGGAAGCCGGCAAUAUGCCCCUCACAGCAACCGAGGAGCAUAAAGCCAUCGCUCACGGGGCAGUUGGCACUUUUGCUCUGGCAGCGGGUGCUCUCGGAGUCCCCUAUACCGGGGAUGCCUCAACAUUACCCUCCGGCACACGAGCCGCGAAGCUGAAACUAUCGCCUCGCAUGACAGCCGAUGCCAGGGCCGCUGCAAAAUCCCGUGGUGUUGACAUUACCUCUGCCGUUCAUGCCAGUCUAGCUGCCGUCAACUUCCGACGCGCGAUCCCUGAGCAUCAGGGCCGGCACUAUACCAGCACCAUUAAACAGUCACUUCGACCUUAUCUGCCGGAACCAUACUCGACCCCUACAGCCGCAGCAGCUCUCUUCACGAGCGGCUGGCUGGUUAGAGUUGAUGCCUCGGGAACCUGGGAUGAGAAUGCCCGCGCGCACCGCGAGUAUGCAUCUACUUUGGUCGAUGUGAUUAAGAACUUGCCCACUCCGACUGAGCCGCCUAGUGAUAUGGAUAUUAGCAGUAUGGGAAUCAUGGAAAAAUAUCUGAACCCCGAAUAUGGAACUCCGGAACGUGGGUUUAGUAUCUUGAAUGCUGGUGUAGGUGUGAAAAUGCUCACGCGUCAAGGUGUGGUCUUUGUUUGGACAUUCCGUGAUCAGUUGACGUUGCGUUUGGUGUACAAUGAGGCUUUCCACACCCCGGAGCAGAUGAAUGAAUUUUUGAAGGAUGUUCAGGGAGACCUUUUGAGAGAAUUGGAGGUGACUGAAUAG